This is a messenger RNA of Cornus florida, 960 nucleotides long. RefSeq lists its product as uncharacterized. The record is from RefSeq and is a predicted model, not a curated record. NCBI's taxonomy places the organism in Eukaryota, Viridiplantae, Streptophyta, Magnoliopsida, Cornales, Cornaceae. Gene Ontology annotation, molecular function: protein binding. The transcript has 6 exons. The coding region runs from base 161 to 670 and encodes 169 amino acids.
GAGGAACACUGGAAUGAAGACGGUACAGCAGCAUAGAAAAGAGAAGACAGAAGGGCAAUUGGAAAUUUGAUAACUAGGUUUCAUCCCUCCGCCACCGUUACUCGCCACCACCCACCGUUACUCGCCGCCCCCUCUUACUGCUUCUGCUAAUACAGAAACUAUGAAGCGGAAGAAAACAAGAAUAACUGAUUUGCACUCUGAUGUGUUGAAACAUAUCAUGGUUUUUGUAGCUGCAUCACUUGAUGGGGCAGCCAAUCUUGCAAGGGCAAAAACCGUCUGCAAAUAUUUUAAGGAGCUUGCUGAGGAUACUGACAUCUUGAAAGCUGUGGAAUUUGAUAAUGUGAGACCAUCUAGAAUUAAUCGAUCAUUCUGGCAGAGUAAUGGUUUGUUAGUCAGAUGUGCAUGUGCUAACAAUCUGAAUGCUUGUCUGAUGCUAUUUGAGUAUGUCAACAGCUUGAGUAGAUCUCUAAGGACGAAAAUCAACUUUAUUGACUCAGCAAUAAGGGAUGCCAUGGAGAGACUCAGGCACACAUGUACAAGAGCAAGGAUGAAGGCUAUUAGAUCAAGCGCGGAGGAGAUAAUGUUGCUUUAUAACGCUACUAUGGUGGAAAGGGCAGAGAUGAAUGAGCUGGUGGACGCAUACAUACCACCCGGUUCCGAGGAUUGUUAACUCUAGACAAGGCAGGUAGCAACAUCUUUUGAGGUUCAUCUGGCUGAGCAUUUUUGCAACAUGUUCCCAUUUUUGUUUUGUUUUCUAUUUUUGUGGGGAAAUGCAUCUCUCUGAAAUCACAAGGUUAUAGCUAACUUGCUGCGAUGUAUAUAAUUACAAACUCCAUUUCCAUCUGGACUCGAACAUGAAUGUCAUCCGGAAGGUUUGUGCAAUUUGUUCAUAAACGAAAUAUGCAAUAACUGUAACAUGGAUUAUGAUUUAAAGAUACAAGAUCUGUUUUGUUUUUCUAA